AACUGACGCUCACUUUAGCAGCAUGAGUAGGAAUGUAAACCAAGGAGUCGAGAUUAAAACGGUACUGCCGAUCGGCUACCACUACCGUAUUAUGUCCCGUGCGGAUGUCAAUCCGGAAGCUGCAUUUAAAACUUUUUUUCAACCAGAACUUUAUUUACAAACGAAAUGGCAAUACGAACAUGGGAGCAACCAUAUUACAAAAACAGGAGAAAGGGGGGAAAUAAGUUUAAGCUUUUUUAAAAACUAUAGUUUCAAGAUUUCAAAUACAAUUUAAAAUCGUUUGUGUUUGCUGGGGGUUUUAAAUAUUUGGAUUUAUGGACAAAAUCUCCUUGGCAAACGGCUCAGCUAUUAAUUGCUCUCAUAAGACGGUCCAGGCUGGAAGUUCUUGGUAUCAGGUAGAUAAAGAAAUGUACUGUAUUGGCCACCCCGGAAAUGCACUUUAAGACCACUGGGCGGGCCUUCAUUCAUUCGUUCGUUCAUUCAUUCAAGUUUGGAGGGGGUGUAAAUGGUAAACGACACACAAAAAAACCCAAACAAAUCGUAGAUGUUUUAGUUUCCAUAGAGCUUGUUGUGACCCCACCUCCUCCUCUUCAUCCUCCUCCUCCUCCCCAAGCGGCCUCCUCCUCUGCUCCAAACGGUUUCAGCUAGGAGAAGAGACCAAAUGGGUUUUUGGUUCUGAGCCAGCUCCCAGUCGAAUCGGGUCUUGCGAUGGUAUUGGUUUGUGUGGGAGCGAAGAUCAGCAAAAGAGAUGAUGGAUUACUCUAAAGCGCAAAUGUCGGGUUUAUCUGAGGAGGGCGGCUCAGUGAAAUGCCCCCAGUCCAGUCCUGCUAGCGUGAAGCUGGAGGCGUUGAUGGAGCACCUCCAGAGACAACAGCAAGCCAAGCAGGACAUGAACCUCCAAGAGAAACACCUUCAAGCUCACUUCCUCUUUGCUCAACGUGCUGCGGAAGUUGCCAGGGCCCCACCGGGGUCCAGGCCGGACCUUUUUGGCAAAGCAGAUGGCCUCCCCCAAUUAGCGUUCAACAGCCAUCUGAGCAGGAUGGAUGUGGAGGAGGAGACUGGUGAUGAAGACUCAGAAGAAGAAGUAGCAGAAGAGGAGGAAAGCGGACCGGAAGCCAAGAAGCCUGGACUUGAGCAGCUCCCAGGCGUCCCUUUCAGUGCGUACACUGACCCUCAUUCAGCAGCUGGGAAGUCCUCCUCAUCUCCUCCUGGAACUGUGAAGCAGGAGGAGAACGAGGUGUUGUCUCCUGUGGGGCCGCCGACCUUCACAUCAGGCAAUGGUUUCACUGACAGCGCCUAUGAUGAGCCUUUUAAACAAAGAGCUCCCAUCUGGGCUGAGGAGAGCGAUGGAGGAAGAGGACGAGCAGAACCUUCCAGGGACUUUGCAAAGCUUUACGAACUGGACAGUGACCCACAGCGGAAGGAGUUUCUUGAUGAACUGUUUGUCUUCAUGCAAAAACGAGGAACCCCCGUGAAUCGCAUUCCCAUCAUGGCCAAACAAGUGCUGGACCUGUACAAGCUCUACAAGCUUGUGACAGAGAAGGGAGGCCUGGUGGAAGUCAUCAAUAAGAAGAUUUGGCGGGAGAUCACCAGAGGCCUCAACCUCCCAACAUCGAUAACCAGUGCAGCUUUUACUCUGCGCACACAGUAUAUGAAAUACAUAUAUCCCUUUGAGUGCGAAAAGAAGGGUCUGAGCUCUCCAGGCGAGCUGCAGGCUGCCAUCGACAGUAACCGCAGAGAAGGUCGGCGUCCCAGCUACACCAACACCCUGUACCGCUACUCGGCAUCUCCAAACUCUGCCCCACACACGCUGCAUCCCUCACCCACGAUGCAGACCCCCACAUCCGGGCACAACACCUCCAGUCGGUCAGUUAGCCCAACUGGGAAGAAACACGCAGAUGAAACCUCAACUCCGCUCAUCCCCCCCCGGCUUCCCGUGGCCCGAGCCCUGGCGCAGAACCAUCAUCAGCAUUUGGUUCAAGCUGCCACUCUGGAGCAUCUCAGAGAGAGGCUGGAGCGGGGGUCGGGGGGCGCUGUCGCAGACGGUCCAGAGAAGAAGAUGAUGCGUCUGGCUGAGGAGCAGCAGCGCCUCGUGCAUCAGGCGCUCCAGCAAAACCUGCUGGCCAUGGCGUCCCACUUCAACCCCAUGAACGUCAAAGUCAACAAUGGUCGUGAGGGCACGGAUUUGGCCCCGGGUUUCUCCGCUCCGCAUGGAGCAGCCAGUAUUAGCGUGUCUGUCGAGGUCAACGGCACCAUGUACUCUGGAAUGCUGUUUGCCCAGAAGUCAGCUGCCCCCGUGGUGUCGCAGGCUGGAACUGCAGCAGGUGGUUUUAGUGCCUUCUCCUCCUCCCACAGCCCGUCCUCCUCUUCCUCCACCUCCUCAAAGGGACCCCAUUAAUUCAAAGGCUGUAGUCAUUGAGCUGUAUACUUUAUCUUAGCUCUCUCGUCACACAUUAGCUGUUUGGAAUAUGUCUGCUCCUACCUUUCCAACCAUAGAUCUCUCACUAGUUUCAUUUAAAUUAAUAUUGGCAAGACAAUGGUGGGAAUGUGUGUGCACGUGUGUGUGUGCACGUGGCCUCGAAAACCUGUUAAUCUUUGAUGGAAGCUUUGUGGAAUCCCUUUUGGGAGUUUUUUAGCGCAGGGGUGUCCAAAAUGCAUACUGGGGGCCAUCGGUGGCACAUAGCUUUUUUUUUCCAAAUUGGCCUGCAGUACAAAAAAAGCAAAAAAAUAGAAUUUUUUACAAGAAUAAAGUCAAACUGUUAAAUGUUAAAUGUUGUAAUUUUUACAAGAAUCAAGUGGAAGCCCGUUUUCACCAAUGACAAAAAAGUUAGCCCAAUGAUAAGUCAUAAUUAUGAGAUAAAAAGUCAAAAUUAUGGGAUAAGAAAGUCGAAAUUAUCCAUCCAUCUAUUUUCUAUGCCACUUACUAGGGUCGCAGGUGUAUGCUGGAGCCUAUCCCAGCUGUCUUCGGGCAAGAGGUGGGGUACACCCUCGCAGGGCACAUAUGGAAAAUAAUAAAUAAAUAAUAAAUAAAGACAUAAUUAUGACAUAUAAAGUCAUAAUUAUGAGAUAAAAGUCACAAUUAGGAGCGAAAAAGUCAAAAUUGUGAGAGAAAAAGUCAUAAUUAAUAGAUAAAAACUCAAAAUUAUGAGCCAAAAAGUCAAAAGUGAAGAUAAAAAGUCCAAAUUAUAAGACAAAAAGUCCAAAUUAUGAGAGGAAAAAGUCAUAAUUAUGAGAAAAAAUCAAAAUUAUGCAAUAAAAAGCUCAAAUUAUGAGCUAAAAUCAUAAUUGACAUAAAAAGUCUCAAUUAUGAGAGAAAAAGUCAUAAUUAUGAGAGAAAUAGUCGAAAUGAUGAGAGAAAAAGUCAAAAUUGUGCAAUAAAAAGAUGAAAUUAUGACAAAAGGUCAAAAUUAUGAGAAGAAACUCAAUUAUGAGAUAAAAAAUAGAAAUUCUUAGAUUAAAAAAGUAAAAAUUUGGAGAUUAAAAAGUAAAAAUCAGGAGAAAAAGUCAGAAUUAUGCAAUAAAAAUCUGAAAUUAUGGGAUAAAAGGUCAUAAUCCUCACUAGGGUCAAAUAAAUAAAGACAUAAUUAUCUCAUAAUUAUGACUUCAUAAUUUUUUCACAAUUUUUCCAUUUCACUCUUCAUAAUUUGGAUUUUUUUUAAAUCUAAUAAUUAUGACUUUCUUAUCUCUUAAUUUAGAAUUUUUAUUUCAUAAUUAUGACCUCCUUAUCUCAUAAUUUGGACUUUUUCUCUCAAAAUUAUGACUUACCAUUGGGAUAACUUUUUUUUUUUCAAGUUGCGGAAAUGAGCUUCCAUCCAAAACAGUUGAAAUAUUGGAGAAAAACGGAAAACUUAUGGGAAUAAAGUCAUAAUAUUACAAGAAGGAAAUGCACAUGUUGAAACAUUUUGAAAAUGAAAAAGAGAAACGGCAAAUGCAGGAAAAAAGAACAUGGGCCCUCGGUGGAAACGGGGUGGACACCCCUGCCUUGGUGCUGGUCCAUAGAAACACAGUACUGCCAAAGUGAAUGAAGACCAAAAAAGCCUUAGCGGUGACCUACUUCUGUUUGGAUGAUAUCAAAUAGCGUACGUUGAAUCCCUGCAUAUUUGCAUAUAAUCUCCACAGCUCCAAUCAGUUUGAUAUUUAUGACUUGCUCAGUCACAGCGCAACCAAAAAUGACAUCAUACAGCAAGUAACAUGAGGAGCAUGCAAUGGAACCUCACUACACAGAUUGCGUAGGAAUCGAAAUAUAUACAUGCACCGGACAAUUUUUUUUAAUUCUAUGCACUCGGCCCACGUUACGUUUGAGAUACUUUCCCAGUGAGUUAUGUCUUCAUAUCACAUAUCAUUUCUGCUCUAUCAUGAGUGUAAAUGUGACUAUAGGGGUGUUAUUUCAUGUCUAAUGUGCUUUAAUAAUGGUAGUUAAUCAUUUUGAAGGGUCAUAAACAGGCUUUCUAUGCCAACACUACCAAAAUAUUCCAUUUAUUAAUCAGGGAAAAAGCCGAAAGAAACAAACAAUAUUGAAUGUUACACAUAAAAACAUUAUUAUAUAUUAUUUUUUUAUUAAUAAUUAUUAAAAAACAAAUAUGUUAAACAUAAAUUAACUUUCACAUCAUGGUUGGGUUUGGAACCAACUAACCGAUUAACUGCUAUUUUGUAAGGCAAGGCAUGCUGGGAAGCCCUUGUAACAGGAUGUUACCCAGCAUGCCUUGUUGGUAGUUUUAUUUCGAUGCCUGCAUGGUAUGUUUGCCACAGUUACAUUGAGCGUUGCUUUUGGUUGCGCCGUCAGUGAGGGAGGGGGAGGCCUGAGAAGGCGAGAUCUACUGUAUGUCAUGGAACGUGACAGGUGAGUGGUUGCUGUGAGUGGAGUUUCCAUGGCAACACUCGGGGAUUUCAUACUUUGAGCUAUUGUCACCUCCAUCCGUCAGAUGGAGCAAACCUUUUGCUUUGACAUCACGCUCACUUUUUUUUUUUUUUUUUUUUUUUUGCUGUUUGCAUAAAGCCGAUGCCGUAUUUUAUUUACCUCAUUUGACUUUCGGAAUAUAUGAACUCAGGAAUGUCUCACCGGACUCGUACCCGUUCUGUGAUGUAUGUGAUGUAUUUUGUAAAGGCGACGAAUGUAUCGUGACUGACCUCACAUUGUGACUGUUGACCACACUGCGCCAUUGCUACCUCAAUCUUGUAGAGAAAUAUGCAAUAGGUGGAGCAACCAUCUACUGGAAUGUACUGGAAGUGGACAAUCAAGGCAAAUUGCAAAGUAAAUGUUACUGUAAAACGUGAUCAUGUGGAAUAAAAUCAUCUCAUGUGGUGUCAAAA
This is a messenger RNA of Doryrhamphus excisus (bluestripe pipefish), 5310 nucleotides long. Its product is annotated as AT-rich interactive domain-containing protein 3B-like. The record is from RefSeq and is a predicted model, not a curated record. Gene Ontology annotation, cellular component: nucleus. Lineage: Eukaryota; Metazoa; Chordata; Actinopteri; Syngnathiformes; Syngnathidae. Gene Ontology annotation, molecular function: DNA binding. Gene Ontology annotation, biological process: regulation of transcription by RNA polymerase II.